CGCUCUGCGAGUUGGUAACUUGCCGAAGGAAGAGUCGAUGCCAGAGCAAGAGCUGCUAGUAGUUGGUUGUGGGGUUCGCAGCUGAAAGGUGCGCUCAGUUCCAAGCUGUUCGUUGCCCGGAUUAUACUCUGUGUGGUGUGCGUUCGGUUCGAUUCUUUUGCCUCGAUAAAAAUGACGAGUGAUUUGAAUUAUGUGUGAAGUGAACAGCGGUGCACUUUUAAUGGAUAUUUACAAAAAUAACGCAACCGGAGAUUAUAUACCAGAUGAUCAUCUCGUGGUGCUAGAAUGGCCGCAACCGAUGGUCAAAUAACAGUAGCAGCCGCGCGAUGGGCCGAGGAAGGCAGUUACCUCCGCGAAUUCGUCUCCAAAUACCAGCUCCCAGCCGUCGUGAAAAUAAUCAAAGGCCAAUACGGCGGUCUGGGAGUCCCCACCCUCCCUAGCCCCGGCCUCCAGUCCAGCGCCCUCCUGGUCUCUGCCGGCAAGCGCCAAAAAAUCGUAGCCCAAGCCGUCAAAAUCAAAGAAGGACGAAGACUGGUCUGCGUCGGUCCGCGUCUAGUGAUCCCCGACACCUACAGCGGCUACUUCGAGCUCCUGAGCGAGGAGGGUCGCGCUGUGCGCUGCAUCGAGAGCGUGUCCGAGCUGGCGCGGAGGCGCCCCGAAGAGGGCUGUCUGGUGCGGGAGACCAUCCGCGGGGUGCAGGCCCGGGGCGACGCCGACGCGGUGGUGCCCGAGGGGGCGCGCACGGUCCCCGCCGGAGAGGUUCUAGUCCCUGCAGGGGAAGUCCUAGUCUCGGGUUCCAAAGGCCGGUACCUGAAGUGUCUCGAUUCGAAGGGUGACACCAUUCUUCUGGGGUUGGAGCAAAGGGGCAAGUUUUCGGCGCUUGCGCGGGAGGACAAUAUCAGUGGGGUUCACACCGCCAAGAAUCUACUGAGUAAGAGGCUGCCGCUCACGGUGAGGUUGGUCCACGGGACGGCGCCCCGGGGGCUCAAGAGCCCCAGUCAUUUCGUGCCAGAACUUAGAUUACUUUCGGUGUUUGAGGAGGAGCACGUCUUCGCGCUGCCCCUUCAGAAGGACGCCCACAGCGUGACCGCCCUGCCCUUGGCAGCCCCCUUGAAGCUCCUCCGCGCCCGCAACGACGACCAGCUGAAAACGCUGCCCGAGUUCCACCGGCUGGUGGAAAAGUGCACCAAGUUGGUGGCCGACGUCGCCGACAGGAUCCAGGUGCUGGACGGCAAGUUGGGCGACUCGAAGAAGCACUCGACCCCGAUUGUCGAGCCCAAAAACAACGGGUAUUUGCUGCGUCGGAGCGCGUCGUCGGAUUCGGCGAACCACCGCACCAAGCACUCCCACCACCAUCCCAUCCAUUCGAAGGAUUACGACGAAAUCGACCAGAUUUAUGAUUACGUGCGUGGAUUCGCUCCGUUACCCAAGAACAUCCGCUCGCCCUUUUCCGACCCUUCGCCCUCGCUCACCUCGCACAGCUCCACACCUUCGCAUCCUGUCUCCGAUCUCAAGCCGGAACCGCCGCCCAUCGAGACCAUACCCACCAAGAAGAUUCAGGCGGAAAAGAGGAUACGCAAGGCGGAAAAGACGCCCCCAGGUCUCCCCAAGCUCUACGUCAAGAACGGUCAGUCCCAGCGCAGCCGCCUCCUGCGCCAGAAAAGCGCCUCCCCCAUGAAGGAGACCCCCCCAAGCCCCAUCUCCAAAUCCGGCUCUCCCCUCUUCAACAUCCGGUACAAAUCCCUGAACAACCUCCAGGCCAUGGAGCUGGACGGCACGCUCGACUCGAGCAAUUCCGGCGGCCGCGCCUCCGGGGACUCCGGCGGAGUGGUGAAACAGCCCGAGAAGAGGUCCCGGAAGCUGUCGCGACCUCGCAGCUUGACCAACUUAGUCUGGGAAAUCCGGGAACACCCCGACAUUUCGAUGCCAGUCGUGGACAAACCGAAGAAAAUCGAACCAGCGGCCAUAGUCUAUAAGAAGCAUUCCAAGUAUUCGAUUAACGGACCCAGUCAGCGCAGGGGAACGCUCUAUUUAUAAAAAGUAUGUACCCUCCAGCUUAAGCUGUUUGUGAUUUGUGUAUUGUAACUUUUUUUAAAGUUCUGUUUAAGACUUGUGAUUUCUAGUUUGUAGAGGAGUUAUUUAAAGUGAACGGUUUGUGAUAACGCUCUGCUUGAAAUGACGCGACUAAAAGUCCAGUCCCUUCAGAGAUGAAUAAAAUUAUUUGAGUGAAUUUUGGUCGCGCCGGAAGUGGGGUCUUUGACUGGCUAAAACGUCUCGAAAAGUGUUUAUUUAUGCACACGAUGAUGCAGUGACCGUUAGAAAAAUGGUGUAAAGAAAUUUCGUCUUGACUGUAGCUGCGACUAAUUGAUUUCAAUUUCGACUCGUUUAAUUUUAAUUAGCUAUGCUCUAGUAAUGUUGUUUUUGCGGCUUUUCGAGUUACCAAUAAGGCGCAGGAAGAAAGCGCUAGUUUCAAAUGGAUUCGUUAUCACUAAAUUGUUUUGCCAUAAUUUUGUAAUUAGGCAAAGUUACUGAUGCUUAUUUUUCAUCUGUGAUGAAACCAUGUCGUUUUUUAUACCUUAUUUAGUUUUGUAAGUUUAAGUUUUUCAACGAAACACAAAUGCCUUUGAAUUGUGCUUUAGGCAUGCAAACUUGUAGUUAAUUGUUUGUAUUCCGAAUAUAGAAAUGCAAAUUGUCUAUGUAUUUUUGGAUCCUCAAAUUUAUCACUGUUUACCGAGCGUCGAUGUAUAUUUAUUCAGCAGUUUGUAAAAUAUAUUGAAAAUAAAGAAUUUGUGUUUA
This is a messenger RNA of Tribolium castaneum (red flour beetle), 2796 nucleotides long. RefSeq names its product serrano (gene sano). The transcript is spliced from 4 exons. The record is from RefSeq and is a predicted model, not a curated record. The coding region runs from base 286 to 2037 and encodes 583 amino acids. NCBI's taxonomy places the organism in Eukaryota, Metazoa, Arthropoda, Insecta, Coleoptera, Tenebrionidae.